AUGGCGUCGUCGUCUGAUGAGAAACCUGCCGAAACGAGCGACACCAGCCAGGAUCUGCAGGCUCGGAUUGCCGCAAAACUGGGCGAGUCCCAGGGCGAGACGCGCCGGCUGAUCCUUUUCGACGGUCAGUGCAGGCUCUGCUUGGGAUUCGUCGCAGUUGUUGUCAGCCGUGACUCGGGCGACCGCUUCCGCUUUGCACCGCUGCAGUCGAAUCUGGGCCAGGAGAUCCUCGUCUGGAAGGAGCAGCCCAAAGAUCUGGACUCCGUCGUCCUCCUCCGUAACUGGGAAGCCUUCACCCACAGCGACGCGGCACUGGAGGUGAUCGGAGAGCUCGAUGGCGUGAUUAGCGGCCUCUGGGGAUUGAAGGUGAUACCGCGCAUCAUCCGUGACUGGGGCUACGGGCUGGUCGCGAAGACCCGCUUCAUGCUGCUUGGGCAUACCUCCGUCGACCAGGUAGCCGAUGAUCUCGUCAAGGCACGCCUGGUCGACACCUGGGAGCCAGACGCAAGCAAGGGCGAGCAUGUCUGCCGAUCCUGA
Symbiodinium sp. CCMP2456 is the source of this 537-nucleotide messenger RNA. NCBI's taxonomy places the organism in Eukaryota, Dinophyceae, Suessiales, Symbiodiniaceae. The record is from the annotation of a GenBank genome assembly.